Molecule: messenger RNA, 928 nt
Organism: Chrysochloris asiatica (Cape golden mole)
Lineage: Eukaryota; Metazoa; Chordata; Mammalia; Afrosoricida; Chrysochloridae
Gene: CDK1
Product: cyclin-dependent kinase 1
Exons: 7
Coding region: 24-914 (296 amino acids)
Biological process (GO): protein phosphorylation; mitotic G2 DNA damage checkpoint signaling; G2/M transition of mitotic cell cycle
Cellular component (GO): nucleus
Molecular function (GO): RNA polymerase II CTD heptapeptide repeat kinase activity; ATP binding; cyclin-dependent protein serine/threonine kinase activity
Source: RefSeq, a predicted model, not a curated record
UCUGCAAUACUAAUUGAGUAAUAAUGGAAGACUAUACCAAAAUAGAGAAAAUUGGGGAAGGUACCUAUGGAGUUGUGUAUAAGGGAAGACACAAGACUACAGGUCAAAUUGUGGCCAUGAAGAAAAUCAGACUGGAAAGUGAAGAGGAAGGGGUUCCUAGUACUGCAAUUCGUGAAAUUUCUCUGUUGAAGGAACUUCGUCAUCCAAACAUCGUCAGUCUUCAGGAUGUGCUUAUGCAGGAUUCCAGAUUAUAUCUGAUCUUUGAGUUCCUUUCCAUGGAUCUCAAGAAGUACUUGGAUUCUAUCCCUCCUGGUCAAUUCAUGGAACCUUCACUGGUUAAGAGUUACUUGUACCAAGUCCUGCAAGGGAUUGUGUUUUGUCACUCCCGAAGAGUUCUUCACCGUGAUUUAAAGCCACAAAACCUGUUGAUUGAUGACAAAGGGACAAUUAAACUGGCUGAUUUUGGGCUUGCUAGAGCUUUUGGAAUACCUAUCAGAGUAUACACCCAUGAGGUAGUAACUCUGUGGUAUAGAUCUCCUGAAGUGCUGCUGGGCUCAGCUCGCUACUCGACUCCAGUUGACAUUUGGAGUAUUGGCACCAUAUUUGCUGAAUUGGCAACUAAGAAACCACUUUUCCAUGGGGAUUCAGAAAUUGAUCAGCUCUUCAGAAUUUUCAGAGCUUUGGGCACCCCCAAUAAUGAUGUGUGGCCUGAAGUGGAAUCCCUCCAGGACUAUAAGAAUACAUUUCCUAAGUGGAAACCAGGGAGCCUCUCAUCCCAUGUCAAAAAUCUGGAUGAAAAUGGCUUGGAUUUGCUCUCGAAAAUGUUACUCUAUGACCCUGCCAAACGAAUUUCUGGCAAAAUGGCAUUGAAUCAUCCUUACUUUGAUGAUUUGGACAACCAGUUUAAGAAUUAGCUUUCUGAAAAAAA